UUAACUGACGUUUCAUUUUCAUGUUCUCAAAAAAUAAUAUUUACGCAGUAAUAGAUAAGUCUAUGAUAUAUUAUAAAAGCAAUAUAAUCAUAGAUAUGUAAUAUAAUAUGUCCCACUAAUUUAAACAAACUGGCAAUAUUCGAGGACUGAAUCCUUGAUUUAACUAUAAAUUAAAAUGUACUUAUACAAUGAACAAUAAACAAACUACAAGAUAUAAUAUAGCUGUUGACAUCGCCUGUUGAUGAUUAAAAAUGUUUUUCCAUCUACCAAAAGGACAUUUAAGCUUCGUGGAAAGGUGGCCGUUAAUGAAUCCAAAUGAUGUGAUAUUCCUCAUCUUUACGUAUUUGAUGUUUAUCCUGAAAAUUGGACCCGCUCUCAUGGAACGACGGGAACCCUUCCAGAUGAAAGGAUUUAUUAUAUUCUGCAAUGUUGUUAAAGUUAUAAACUCCACAAUUCUGGCUUAUAAGUUUCUUGCUUAUAUAAUCGACAAAGGAUUGUUUCCAAGAAAAUGUGACUAUGACGAUCGAACUCUAUACGUAAUCGCUGUGCUUUACUGGAAGUACAUGGCGACAAAGAUAUUGGACCUUUUCGAUACAGUGAUCUUCGUGCUCCGAAAAAAGUCUUCUCAGAUCACAUUCCUCCACGUAUACCACCAUAUGUUUAUGGUCAUCAUCAGCUGGUUGAGCCUGAAAUACGACCCAUCUGACCAUUGGGCGUUCAUGGCACUGGUGAAUUGUACCAUACACGUGAUCAUGUACACGUAUUACGGUCUCUCAGCUAUGGGUGCGGCGUAUACAAAGUAUCUAUGGUGGAAGAAGUAUUUAACUUUGAUGCAAUUGCUUCAAUUCGUCAUGAUCAUAUUGCAUAUAGCAAUCCAAACCUACACUUCCCCCUGCCCGGUAAGCAAGGUGUUCUACUGGGUCGGUAUCUCGAACCUCAUUCUUUUCAUGUGGUUGUUCACGAACUUCUAUCAGAAGAACUACGUACUGAAGCGCGUAUCUACUGUAUGUACUAGACAGGCGAUAGAAUAGAACUUGAAAUUAUUAAAGCCGUGGUCACACGCAACGCGCUACGAUAUCGACGCAUGUUGGCAGCGACUCCUACAUUUUCCAAAGCGCUAGUCGGUUAAAAACUGUAUGAAGGCGUUCACACGUGGCGAACUUCACGUAGCAGCCGCAUUACUACCGUCUUGAGUCAUUACUGUCACAUUCCGAAGUAAGACAUAGGUGCUUAUGCAUACUAGGUAUACCUACGGUUCCUGGCAGGAAAGAUCGCACCCGCACAUCGUAACUACUUUAGAAAGAUAUAAUUUAUAACUUCGGUUUCGUAGAGCAUUAACUUUGUCGUUGAGAUUAACAAAUCUGCGACAAAAUGUCACAGGUAUGAGUGACAGAGACCACACUACGAAGCCGAAGUUGCUGAUUAUCUCUCUCUAAAGUUUGAUGCUUUCCUGCCUUGCUGCUGCCGUCGUGAGUCGUGACGCUUUAAUGCGGAUGCGCGUUAUGUCUGACCAGACUUUACUCUGAAAAUAUGUUAGUCUGGAUCGGGGCACUAAAACUGUGAUUGAGGGCGUGUCAAUUUACUCGUAACUGGUGGCGUUAUAAUGUUUUAGUUUAGAACUUAGAAGGAUAAAAUAUAUUUAUUUUUUUGGUAUCUAUA
Molecule: messenger RNA, 1659 nt
Organism: Maniola jurtina (meadow brown)
Lineage: Eukaryota; Metazoa; Arthropoda; Insecta; Lepidoptera; Nymphalidae
Product: elongation of very long chain fatty acids protein 7-like
Exons: 5
Coding region: 252-1031 (259 amino acids)
Biological process (GO): fatty acid elongation, monounsaturated fatty acid; very long-chain fatty acid biosynthetic process; fatty acid elongation, polyunsaturated fatty acid
Cellular component (GO): endoplasmic reticulum membrane
Molecular function (GO): fatty acid elongase activity
Source: RefSeq, a predicted model, not a curated record